Colias croceus (clouded yellow) is the source of this 1551-nucleotide messenger RNA. RefSeq names its product ran-specific GTPase-activating protein-like. Gene Ontology annotation, molecular function: GTPase activator activity. Gene Ontology annotation, cellular component: cytoplasm; nuclear pore. Lineage: Eukaryota; Metazoa; Arthropoda; Insecta; Lepidoptera; Pieridae. Gene Ontology annotation, biological process: nucleocytoplasmic transport. The record is from RefSeq and is a predicted model, not a curated record. Bases 39 to 713 code for a protein of 224 amino acids. The transcript has 4 exons.
GUCUAGAAACUAAAUUAUUAUUUUAUUUGUGUAAUAAAAUGUCUUCUCCAGUUGAGGAAAGUGUGCGGCGUAAUAGCGAGAGCGAAGCUGGUGAUCCUGACACUCCAGAUCAUGAUCCUCAUUAUGAGCCAAUUGUCUCCUUGCCGUUAGUAGACAUCCAGACAAACGAGGAAGAUGAAGAGGAACUCGUGAAAAUUCGCGCCAGACUCUACCGAUAUGAUACCGGCGACCAUGAAUGGAAGGAAAGGGGCACAGGAGACAUCAAAUUAUUACGCCAUAAAAUUAAUCACACUGUAAGAGUGGUCAUGAGGAGAGACAAGACACUGAAAGUGUGUGCUAACCAUUUUAUAACUCCCGAUAUUAGAAUGAAUGUGCACUGUGGAUCUGAUAAAGCGUUCAAUUGGUCAGUGUUCGCUGACUACGCAGAUGAGACUAUGAAACAAGAAUUGCUUGCUAUUAAGUUUGGGAAUGCCCAGAAUGCCGAAUUAUGGAAAGCAAAGUUUGCGGAAGCCCAAGAAAUUGUUAGAACAAAAUGUAGCCUCUACACGCAGGACCCAUCGUCAGACGAUGAAAGCAGUAUCACAAGAAGUGAGGAUACCGACACCCCUGAACCAAAAAGUGUUGACAAAAGUCAAGAUUCAGAAACAAAUGAAUCUGAUGGUGUUGUGCUACAAUUAAAAGAACUUAAAGUGGAUAGUGAAAAAUCUGAAUAAUUUUAAUCGGUUUUAAACUAAUGUUAUGUGAAAUAAGGAUGUGGUCUGUCUGAGUCUAUAUUAUUGUUGCAAUAUUUUAAAUAUUAAAUGUUUAUUAUCAGUCUGAAUGUUUUGUUAGUACAGGAUUUUAUGUUCGGUAGACAAAUUGUGCAAGAACAGGGUACCAGGUGCCACAUAUAUUCAGCCGCUACUAAAUAUAAUUUUUUUUAGUAAUUUUCUCUUAUUUUAAAAGAAAGUCCAUAAAAGUUAUAUCACACUUUUCAUUCUUUAUCUUGUUUGAACAAUAAAAAAAUAUUUCUAACUACAUCUUCAAUGCAAAUAAUAAUUUCCUGAACACACAAACGGUCAAACCCGACCCAUUAAAAUUUAGAUAUUUUUUAGAUAGUGAGGCUUGAUAUAAUGAAUAUUCUAGUUAUAUUUGCAUAAUAGAGAGAGAUUAGAAAUGUAUUUUUACAAACAAUCAUAAUAAUCCUGUAUGAAUAUGGACAUCUUAUUUACGAUUUGACUGCUCUAUGAUAAGUAAUAAUAAUGAAAUAAAAACAAGUGUUGCGGUAUGUUUACUUUAAAGUGCACAUUAGACUGUUCAAUAUCACUGCCAAUUAUAAGAUUCUUUCAGACAACUAUCCUUUUGUGAUUUUGAAUUUCCAUAGGUUUUAAAAUGUUUAUUUCUAUUCGCAAGUCAUAAGUUUUACUUAUAAUAAUUCAUAGCAUUUUCUGAAGAGUAAUCUUAAGGUUAGAUUUACUUUUUUAUAAUUCCUUUGCUAGGAUAAUACUUAUUGUAUAGAUUUGCUGACUUUGUGAUAAUGGGAUUUGAUGAAAUCAACAAGUAACAUGUGGA